This is a messenger RNA of Drosophila santomea, 567 nucleotides long. RefSeq lists its product as uncharacterized. Bases 1 to 561 code for a protein of 186 amino acids. The transcript has 4 exons. Lineage: Eukaryota; Metazoa; Arthropoda; Insecta; Diptera; Drosophilidae. The record is from RefSeq and is a predicted model, not a curated record.
AUGCAGUUUGGGCAAAGUGGACACUUAACGUCGACCCUGUUGAUUGGCGGCAUCCUGCUGAUGGGCCUGAUUUUAGUGGCGGGCAAGGAUCCGAGUGGCCAGGAUGCGCCGCAUAUACGACACAAGCGCGGAAUCUUCUGGGACUUCUUCCAGAAGAUGGUCAUCACCAAGAAUCUCAUAGUGGAUCAAUACACAGAUACGCGCAACACACUGAACGACAUCUACAAUACUGUCAAUGAACAAUUCAGUGAUCCAGGUCCCGAAAAACCCACCAUUCGUCCCAGGGUGACAACGGAGAAAACUUCUAUUAGUGGCGAGGAGAGUGGCAGUAAUAGCGAGGAGCCCACGACUACGGAGGCGUUCCAGAUCUCCCGCUAUGAACUGGGUCGCAUUCUGGGCAGGAACUUCCGGGGCCUUCAAAAGUUGGCCAUGAGCGAGUUCAGCACGGCCCUAAACGCCACCAAGUACAAUCUGGCUGAGUACAAAUCCGAGGCAGAUAAACAGUUUGCCAACAGUUUGGCGGUGGAGAAGAAGAACAAGCUGAAGAGUCUUACGGGCUGAGCCACG